Molecule: messenger RNA, 1045 nt
Organism: Trichoplusia ni (cabbage looper)
Lineage: Eukaryota; Metazoa; Arthropoda; Insecta; Lepidoptera; Noctuidae
Product: probable 3-hydroxyisobutyrate dehydrogenase, mitochondrial
Exons: 6
Coding region: 68-1030 (320 amino acids)
Molecular function (GO): 3-hydroxyisobutyrate dehydrogenase activity; NADP binding; NAD binding
Source: RefSeq, a predicted model, not a curated record
UACGCCGGUUCAGUAACGUUGCGCGCGCGCCGGUAACACAACGUGCGGCUAAAUAAAGACAACCAAGAUGGCGUCGCGAGGCACACAGUGUUUUCUAACCAUAGCUUCAAGACAUUACAGCUCAAAAGCUGACAAAAAUGUCGCCUUCCUCGGAUUGGGCAACAUGGGUGGCUUCAUGGCUGCCAACAUAGCCAAAAAGGGCUUCAAUGUCCGUGGAUACGAUCCAUCCAAGGAGGCUCUGGCCGCGGCCGCCAAGAACGGCGUCACCAGCGCCACCUCCAUCGCUGAGGCGGUCGACGGUGCUGAUGUAGUGGUCUCCAUCCUGCCCAGCAACAAGGUCGUGCUGGACGCAUACCUUGGAGACGACGGUGUCGUUAAGCAUUCCGCGAAAGGCACCCUCCUCAUCGACUCAAGUACAGUGGACCCCAACGUGCCCAAGCAAAUCUUCGGCGUCGCUCAAGAGGCCGGCAAGAACUUCACAGAUGCACCUGUGUCUGGAGGUGUCAUGGGCGCACAAAACGCGACUCUGGCUUUCAUGGCUGGAGGUCGCAAGGAGGACUUCGAGAGGUCCCUCCCCAUCCUGCAGUGCAUGGGUAUCAAGCACUUCCACUGCGGAGAGAUCGGCAGCGGCCAGGUCGCCAAGCUCACCAACAACAUGCUCAUGGGCAUCACUGGAAUGGCCACCGCUGAGUGCAUGAACAUGGGCAUCAAGAUGGGCCUGAACCCCAAGGUCCUGUUGGAUGUCUUGAACAACUCUUCAGCCCGCUCCUGGUCCACCGAGGUGUACUGCCCAGUCCCCGGCCUGGUCCCCACCGCGCCUUCCAGCAGAAACUACGACAACGGCUUCAAGAACGAACUUAUGGUUAAGGACUUGGAGCUGGCCAGCAACAUGGCUCUCGGAAUCCGCUCCCCCAUCCCGCUCGGCGCCGUGGCCACGCAGCUGUACCGCGUGGUCCAGUCCCGUGGAUUCGGACAGAAGGACUUCUCAUACGUCUUCAAACUCCUCAACGAAGAAGUUAAAAAUAACUAAAUUUUAAGGAUAAUA